Fusarium redolens is the source of this 2745-nucleotide messenger RNA. RefSeq names its product Endonuclease/exonuclease/phosphatase. Gene Ontology annotation, biological process: double-strand break repair. Gene Ontology annotation, cellular component: cytoplasm; PML body. NCBI's taxonomy places the organism in Eukaryota, Fungi, Ascomycota, Sordariomycetes, Hypocreales, Nectriaceae. Gene Ontology annotation, molecular function: single-stranded DNA binding; 5'-tyrosyl-DNA phosphodiesterase activity. The record is from RefSeq and is a predicted model, not a curated record. The transcript has 7 exons. Bases 308 to 2602 code for a protein of 764 amino acids.
AUGUCCGUCACUCCGAUGGCCGGUUUUGUUGAAAUAGCCGUGCCUAGUAAUCAUUGGGAAGGUCACAAGUGCCGUUAUUCUAGUCCCUGGUGAUAUCAAAGCCAAGCCUACUUCCCCACAAUCUCGGGAGAAUUGACGACGCGGGGUUGUAACCUCUCCAAUUGAAAAGCAGCGUCUGUGAACACCAUCUUGGCGAGCAAGGGUUCAAAGACCAGUUCAGUGUCAGUUCGCCAAGAAUACGCAGGUGAACACCUGGGAUACGAUCCUCUGAGAGUGAAAUUGGAUUGCAGUCACAUUUACAACCCUGAUGUCGGCCGUUUCAGCCCUCACGGUCAAAUCCGCCAAACACUGGACAAUCGGCACCGAUGUCCAAGGCUCCGAACGGCUCAAUGGCGUAAGCUAUCAAGAAGAUGCCCUCAUUACAUAUGGAGACUAUCAAUAUGUUACCUUUUACGAAACUGCCCCAGCGGGAUACCUCAAUCAUUUCGUGAAGCUGGGACGCAGAAAAGUGUCGCCUGGUGUCGGCGACUGGGAAUUCCUCACCCUUGAUGACUAUACUCAGAAGACAAUGGAUGGUCAUAACAUGAUCUCUAUGGGUAUUUCUGGAGAUGGAAAAAUUCACCUCAGCUUUGAUCAUCACGAUGUCCCAAUCAAUUACCGUAUCUCGAAAAGAGGUAUCGCAAAAGAUGUUCCCUCGGAAUGGACCUCAGAUCUCUUCGGUCCCGUCGUCCAUGAGCUUGUUGGGUCUCAAGGACCUUACUCGCCGCUGACAUAUCCUCGAUUUGAGCCUUUGAGUAACGGUGACCUUCUGCUGGAGUUCAGAAUUGGGCAGUCUGGGUCAGGCGAUAGUUACAUUCAUCGCUAUAGCGCAUCAACUGGAAAAUGGCAAGCGUACGGAAUGUACAUACAAGGUGAUGACAACAACGCGUACAUCAACGGACUAGAUUACCUAGAUGGAAAGUUGUAUACCUCAUGGACUGUCAGAGAAACACCGAACGCUGACACCAAUCAUGGUGUUUAUUUUGUCUACUCGAAUGACGAUGGUAAAACAUGGUUCAACACGAAUAAUACCAAGCUGGCGAAACCCAUUUCAACUUCUGAUGAGAGUACUUUGAUUUGGGAUGUUCCUCAGAACAGUCGCAUGGUCAACCAGGAGGGACAGCUCAUUGACACCAAGGGCCGGUUCCAUAUUCUGAUGAGAGACUUGUUGUCCGGAGGGCAUUUGUAUCAACACUAUCUCCGAAAUACUGACGGAACAUGGACCAAGAAUGCCAUCAACCCCGCUGGCCUCAAUGGCCCUGAUCUGUACGACCCAAGAGGCAAACUUGCCGGCGACGCAAGCGGCGAAUACUUAUUCGGUCUUCUACCUGAUCCUGUCAAGCAGUCAACAGGUAUUUAUGUUGCUACCGCCUCCAAAGAUUUCAAGGACUGGAAGAGUCUGGCUGAGAUCCCGAAUACGUCGACGGAGCCCCUCUUCGAUAAGACGAGACUUCAUGAAUCGGGAGUUUUGAGUGUGUUUAUUGCGAUAACGUUCACACUUUCAUACAUUGCCUUUCCCAUGAGACGGACGCCACUUAAGAUGCAGGCACUCAUUCAGAAGCAAAUAGAAAAUGCCAUCGCGCUGAGGAAACCGGCGUCCUCACUUCCGUGGCGACCCGACGAACCCUGGAAGCAGCCUUUUUACAGGUGGAGCAGCAAAGCGAAUGGAUGGCAGCAGCUUCAAGCAUCUGAGCCCUCACCAAAUAAGUUCAAAGCCACCAAGCUCGCUAUUUACAGCUGGAAUAUCGACUUUAUGUUGCCUCAUGGCGACAGCCGAAUGAACUCAGCGUUGAAGCAUUUGGAAGAGCUGAGUCACCAGCAUCGAUCUGAUGAGCAGACGGCGGUUGUCAUCAAUAUUCAAGAAUGCGUACCAUCUGAUUUAACUCUGAUUGGUGAGAAAAGUUGGAUUCGGGAUGCUUUCUACCGAACAGAUGUUGAUACUGCGAACUGGGCUUCGGGCGCUUAUGGCACAACGACGCUGAUCGAUCGUCGGCUGGAAGUCCUGUCCUGCUUUCGAGUGCAUUACUCGGCCACUCGGAUGGAGCGCGAUGCCCUCUUUAUCGAUGCGACAAGUAACGGCCAGAAGCUUCGGCUUUGCAACACUCAUCUCGAAUCUCUUGCAAUGGAACCACCACGUCGCCCCGCCCAAAUGCGGCUCAUCGCUUCACACAUGCACGCCGACGACCUUUCCGGGGCUGUCGUAACGGGCGACUUCAACGCUAUCCAACCAUUCGACAGAGCCCUUCACACAGACAACAACCUUGAAGACGCAUAUCUUAAGCUCGGGGGCAAAGAAGGCGACGGUAGGGAUGAUAACGAAGGGUAUACCUGGGGACAGCAGGCUUUACCGGAACUGCGACAGCUAUUUGGCUGCUCACGCAUGGAUAAGGUGUUUUUCUGUGGUAAUGGACUUGAAAUUUUAGAGUUUGAGAGGUUUGGUGCUGAUGUUGAGCCGGAAGAGUCGGAGGAGGAUGUUCGGAAGGAUUUGCUGUCGUUUGGUUUUGAGAAGCCGUGGAUCACUGAUCAUCUUGGCGUCAAGGCUGUUUUUGAGAUCAAGAGUUGAACCAACACUUUAUCUGUUCGUAUCAGCACGAUUAGACAAGAUCAAAGAAGAGGCAAGGUCAAUCUUCAACGCCCAACUCAUGAUCACCAAUUAAGACACAACAUUGAUAGCUUUCUAAAUUCGUAAGCGCAGUAAAGAUUGAG